Rotaria socialis is the source of this 1470-nucleotide messenger RNA. NCBI's taxonomy places the organism in Eukaryota, Metazoa, Rotifera, Eurotatoria, Philodinida, Philodinidae. The record is from the annotation of a GenBank genome assembly.
AUGCAAGCAGUAUCUGUGUCUAUUUUGAUCUAUUUUGCUUUGCUUAUUGCAAAUUGUUGUGGCUCGGCUGAUGUUCAUGUUAACAGUACCUUUAUUCUGGAUUCAUCAAACCGUGUACGAAUUUAUCAUGGUGCUAAUUUUGUAGUCAAACAAUUUCCUUGGUACCCACCGGAACUAUUAGACCCAAAUUAUGUUGCGGAACUAUCAAAAUCGGGUUUAAACGUUAUUCGACUUGGAAUGAUGUGGUCUGGUGUUGAACCUCAGCCACAAAAAUAUAAUAUGACUUAUUUAAAUACAAUGAAAAAAAUUAUUGCACUACUUGAAUCAAAUAAUAUAUUUGUUUUUCUUGAUAUGCAUCAAGAUGUUCUAUCGAAUCGAACAGGAAGUUAUGAUGGCAUUCCAGCAUGGCUAUAUGAUCGAUUACCACCACCAGAACAUCCAUAUCCUUGGCCACUUCAAACAGCACCUAGUGUUGAAAAGUGGUUUCUUGGCUAUUUCACGGAAGCAUGUUCACAUGCAUUUCAAUGUUUAUAUAAUAAUACGGCUGGUGCUACUGAUGCAAUGGGUAAUUUUUGGAAAUUGGUAGCGUCGACCUAUAAACAAUAUUCUAAUCUCCUUGGAUAUGAACUCAUCAAUGAACCAUGGGCUGGAAAUUACAUAGCAGAUCCUUUAUUACUCUUGCCUGGUAUUGCCGGAGCUAUAAAUCUACAGCCAUUUUAUGAUAAAUUAGCUAAAGCUAUUCGUUCCGUUGAUGAAGAUACACUUAUUUUUUAUGAACCUGUAACUUGGGGUGUUCGAUUGAAUGGUAAAUAUUUUGGUAGUGGAUUUACUCAUGUACCUGGUGGUAAUGAUUAUCGCAAUCGAAGUGUUUUUUCCUAUCAUUAUUAUUGUACGAUUUUAUCGCUUGAACCCGUACCAGGCAAUACUUCAAUACCAGUUUUUGAUCGAGUACUUUGCGAUGAUAUUGAAGGCCCAGCACUUUUCAGUUCAGUUCAAAUUGAUCUUGAACAAUUAGGCGGUUCAGCAUUUUUAACUGAAUUCGGUGCAUGUGAUGAUGAUUUUCCGACAUGUGAUGAUCAAAUCAAUUGGAGUUUACAAUCUGCUGAUGCAUUUUUACAAUCAUGGACAUAUUGGGGAGAGUUUUUCAAUGAUCCCGUAAAAUUCAAAAGUUUAUCACGCGUCUAUGCACGUGCUAUUGCAGGUAGACCAUUAACGAUGGGAUACAUCGCUUCCGAAAAACAUUUUUAUCUAUCUUAUGUAAUUGAUAAAAGUAUCAAAGAACCUACUGAAAUCUUUAUACCAUCUGUACAAUUUCCAAAAGGAAAUUAUGAUGUUACUGUGUCUGAGGAAUUAAAAUGGCGAGUUGAUUCAAAAGAUCCAAGUGUCAUUCUGGUUGAACCUAGUGAUGGAAUUAUGAACAAUCAAGAUAAAAAUAUUAUAGGCUCUAUCUCUAUUUUUCCGAAAAAUUAA